GCAGAAGCCCGCCGCUAGCCUUGGCGGUGCGCCGGGUCAUCUGUGGGCUUUGGGAAGAUCCCCCAAUUUUCUCUCUGCCCGAGCAAAACCGCCCAGGAUAAUUUCCUCGGCGCAUUGUCGACUUGAGGUCUACAGUCGUUCCAGUCUCAGCAAUUCUGCGAGUCGGAUUGGUAUUUGCCAGGCCUCGUGGGCAUCCCCAGGCCCUUCAGCGACACCCUGGACUGCCCCGGAGCAGUUCUCUUCCCCCUCUCUGCUCACGCAGAUUUCCUCUUCUGCGACCUCACGGUCCUCUCGCUCUUGAUCCUCUCUCCUCCCCGCUGACACCGCUAUUAUUCCGACCAUCAUGUCGACCGUGAGGACGGCCAAACCCGCCGUGGCCGACGGGGCAGGCAGCGCAAGCCGUAGAGCACAGCCUGUGCGCCAGACACGAAUCAACCCGCAGCGCACCUCGUCGCUCAAUCGCGCCAACGCGUUCGCAAGCGCCCCAGCUCGAGAUCAGCCCAUCGACAUUUUUCCUGGAGUGACACACUUUGCCGACGCCAUCACCGCUCUUCCCAAAGAACUAGUCCGACAUUUUACACUGCUAAAGGAGGUCGACGCUAAGAUUUUCACUCCUGAAGCCGCCCUCUUCCAGCUCCUCCACGAAGCCCUCAACGCGCCCGCUCCCGAACCGGCCCGACUGCUCAAUGAUGCAUCGAGCAGCGCCGCGUCCGUGUCAGCGCCCAUACCGGCGCCGGGCAGCAACGCCGGAACUUCGGCCCCUUCCAACGACGGCUCCGCCGUUUUCGACCCGGCCAACAUCCCUCGUCGCACGCUCUUCCGAGAUACCGCUCUCAAGAUACAAGAAAUGCUGGUGUCCCUAGAGGAGAAGAAUCAUGUCCUAGCGACUGCGAACGAUGCUCUCCAAAAACAACUGGGGCGCAUCGAGGAGAUUUGGCCGCACCUCGAGAACGAGUUCAGCGAUGAAGCCAAAUGGGGAAGCACAACACACUGGGCCUAUGUGGAAAAUAGGCAGGCCAAGGCCAAUGACAAACAAGCGGAGCGCUCACGGCGCGAGGGUGCAGCUACCCUCUCUGCGGCCGCCCAGCAGCUGGCCGAGGAAGCCGCCGCUCGCAGCAGUGAUAGAAAACAGGCCCUGGCGGUCAAGAAAACCCCGAGGACUCAAGUUGCUGAGGCCGAUGGGGACAAGGCGCAAGAUACCGGGCGAAAACCGCAAGGGGGUGGCAAACGAAAACCUCUUCCCGAUGGCACGCCGGUGGGCCUCGGUAUUACCACCGGCCCUCCAGGCAACGGGAGCGCCCCCUCCAAGCGACGCAAGGUUGAGGCGGUGAAGCCUAACGGAGGCACUCCGGCGGAGCGUGCAAUGAGCUCUGUCUUUGGAAACAGCUCCUCCAAACAAAAGACAACGAGCCCGAGAUCGACACCCGCUCCCGAAGGCGGGGCCAAGAAGCGCAAGGCCCUUCCGACGUCAAGCAACCAGGCAAAGAAGAGCAGGACUAACGCGGCUACAUCUUUAUCCGUCACAUCAUCCCCCGUCAUCGGGACAUUUCCGGAUCCUGUUAGAGGUGGGCAAGGCUCACCCGUUCCGCCGGCUCCUCCUCUGCGGCCCGCCUCGUCUCGGGCACGCCAGAAUUCUACUCAGUCGAACAUUGAAAACGCACGACAGAGGCCCCCAUCAGCAGCAUCGAGCAAGGUGAAUGGGAACCAGCCAGGGACACCUGAUCCAAGCCAGCAGAGCAAUGGGGCAAAGCAAACCGCAGACCCUAAAGCCCAGAAGGAGACGACCGUCCCGGUCUCAAGCAAGCCUCAGCCGGUCAAGUCGGAAAUCGAAGAUCCCCCUGUUCCAACACUCGAGCUACAACAAAAUGGUGGGAGCAACAAGAAGGAGAACGCCGCCGCAAAGACAACCGAGGAGCGCGAGGCGCCGAAGAAGGAGCCAGCAGCCCUCACCAUCCAAUCCACCCCGGCAAGCGCUGUCAAAACUACCAAGAGCGGCCGCGCGAGCAAGCCAUCGACUCCUGCAUCAGCAACCUUUGCCGAGGCCGCUUCGUCAUUGCCCGCAACCACGACUACCACGACGACGUCAUCCCGAUCUAGACCGUCGCGCAGCAAUGCCGACACGGCUAGCACCAGCAGUAUCAGCACCGCCGCUGCUAGCACGGCUACUACAACUGUUAAUACCGUGGCAGCGGCGGCGAAGAGGAGCCACAAAAAGGGCGCAUCUAUAUCCUCCGCCGCCGCCGCAGCAGCAGCAGCCGGAACUCACGCAAACGCGCACCAGUCUGUCACAACCGUUGGCAGCAUGAACAGUCCUACCACCACCACCAGCAACAGUCACAACAGCAUAUCUUCCACAGUAGACAAAGACAGGGACAGGGACAAGGAAAAGGAAAAGGAAAGAGAAAAGCCCCCUGUGCUUGGCGCUGCUCCAUCCAACACCAGUGCCAUCGCCUCCACCAUCACCUCAGGACACAGUAACGGUGGCAGCAGCAGCAUCAACAGCAGUAGUGGCCACAAUAGCAACAACAACAUCAAUACCAACAAUACAAACCACGGCAACAAGAAGCAGCGCAAGGAUGCAUGGCGUGUCAAAGGAGGAGAAGACCGCGACGACAAGGAUGUUGACGACGACGACGAGGAAGAUGACGAGCAGGAGCCCGACCCCAACGAGCCCGUCUACUGCUACUGCAACCAGGUCAGCUACGGCGAGAUGGUGGCGUGCGACGGCGAAGGGUGUCCGCGCGAGUGGUUCCACUUGGAAUGUGUCGGGUUGAAGGUUGCGCCUAAGUUGAAUGCAAAAUGGUACUGCGAGGAUUGCAAGAAGCGGUUGAAGGGCGCCGACCGGGAGAGGGACCGUGACCGGGAGUCCUCUAGGAGGUGAUCUAUCGGUUUCUACUGGACACCCCAAGGGCCCUGGUGUCUCUAUUCCUACACUUUAUGCCCUAGCCACCUUGCGGAAAUGUUCAUUGCUAUAUAGCGGAUGCAAGCGAGCAGGUGGUUGCAUUGCUUUGCGUUUGCUUUUCCGUCGUUGCUCACGCCGUCUCGGCGAUAACGCUGCCCGUUUAUAAUGCUAGCCUGAACCACUCUGCAAGAGGCACAGAGACAGACAGACAGGAAAGUUAUGGAAGGGGGGAUGGAGCGUCGGCGGGAGAUCUGGUCAUCUGGAUGUUUGUAUUUCACUGGAGUUCCGGCUUGAAGAGCUAUCUAUCCUUAGCCGGGUUGUUGGGAUGGCAGCAGAGAGAAGCUGGGGCAGCGGCGUGGGGGGAACGAAAUUGUUUUCUCAUGUUUGUAGUAGUACCCUAUGAGUAGUGUACAUCCUUAUCAAUGUAUGGGUCUAUGUUGAAGCUGCC
Messenger RNA from Canariomyces notabilis, 3350 nucleotides. RefSeq lists its product as uncharacterized. The transcript has 3 exons. Gene Ontology annotation, cellular component: histone acetyltransferase complex; nucleus. Gene Ontology annotation, biological process: regulation of DNA-templated transcription. NCBI's taxonomy places the organism in Eukaryota, Fungi, Ascomycota, Sordariomycetes, Sordariales, Chaetomiaceae. Bases 344 to 2881 code for a protein of 845 amino acids. The record is from RefSeq and is a predicted model, not a curated record. Gene Ontology annotation, molecular function: histone acetyltransferase activity.